Molecule: messenger RNA, 8315 nt
Organism: Ruditapes philippinarum (Manila clam)
Lineage: Eukaryota; Metazoa; Mollusca; Bivalvia; Venerida; Veneridae
Product: serine-rich adhesin for platelets-like
Exons: 13
Coding region: 177-6626 (2149 amino acids)
Biological process (GO): microtubule depolymerization; microtubule bundle formation
Cellular component (GO): microtubule plus-end
Source: RefSeq, a predicted model, not a curated record
UUCAGUUGGUAGAUCAAGUUGAGACCUUCUAUUCAUGGCCAAAGCAAAUUUUCGGAUUUAAGUGUUUUUGAAAAGAAAAGUAUUCAGUUACCAUGGCAAAAGUGUUUAUUUUCGAAAACGGAUUCAAUCAAUCAGCCGGAUUAUCUCCCGCAUGUCUGACAUAAAAUUAAGACAAAAUGAGACGUACAGAAAGGCCUGCACCACCGACUCAAAGGGUAUCCGCAGUGAACCGGACAAUGUCAGCACCCAGGCCCGUACAACGAUCCGGUAUGGUCAGUCCGGUUACACGCCCCACAAUUUCCUCAAUGCAGAAAAUCGGAGGCUCCUCAGCUAGCAGAGAAUUGAAGGAUGUACUGGAGAGAAAGAUCGAAGAUCUUAGUCGUCAGCUAGCGGAGGAAAGACAGGUCGCGCGCCAGAGUAAAAUGGCAGUCUCUCGUCUGCAGCGGGAAAUUACACGUUCCAAAUCACAUGACCGCCAUCAAGGGAAGGAACAGUUGUCACGGGAACUGGAGAAUGAGAAGAUGUAUCGGGUGGAGGCAGAGAGGAGACUUCAGGAGAUGACCCGGGAGAGCGAAAAUUGUCACUCCAGACUCGAACUUCUGCAAGGGGAAUUUAAAAAGAUGGAAGGUAUGGUACAUGAAAUGAUUCAGUAUAAAAGCAAGAUUGACCAACUGAAGCAAGAAAAAUCCAGUCUCUCCACAACAUAUGAGUCAAAUAUAGACAAGUUUAAGGGUCAUAUAACAGACCUGGAGAGAGAAAACAUGGUGCUGCUGAAUGAAGUCAAAAAACUUGAAUCUCAGAUGAGUCAUAAAACAGAUGGCAGAGAUCGUUACAAACUUCUUCUCGAGAGGCUACGCAUGAUAGAGGGAGAGAACUCUUCUCUUGUUCUCGAGAAUGAACAGCAACGUGCUCAGUACGAGAAAUGUCUUGAUGAAAUAGCUAAUCAGGUGGUCCAAGCUCUGCUGGCACAGAAGAUGUUGCGGGAGGAAUGUUUGAAGUUACAGGAUCGCGUUCAGGACCUUGAGUAUCAAAACAAGCACUUGAGCGUAGUCUUCCAGCAACGGAUUAAACUUAUGGCUGAUGGUAACACGCAGGAUGGCAGUGUAUAUAUAGAAGGCAGUAUGGAGUCCCUACAUAGCAUGUUUAGUGAACAGACUGUUGACAAUGUUGCGGGGAUUCCUCAGAUGAGUUCUCCACCAUUAUGGUUGAAGGAACGGUUGCCAGGUGACAGACAGAGUAUUGUGUCAUUUAAUGGCAGCAUUUCUUCCACGCCAGAUAUGGACUAUGAAAUGUCACCGGAACAUGGUGAAUUCCGGUGCCGUACAGAAAUACAAACUGAAUUUCCAGCUACGCCUUCUAGUCCAAAGUCAAAACAUGUAAGUUUUGUGGAAAGAAAAAGCGAAACAAAACGAAGCUCAUCAACAUCAUCGUUAGUUACGCCAAAAUGUGGACCAAGUCGACAACGAACUAGAUCUACCUCUUCUCUCAGUCGCGCAAGAGGACUGAGUUUAAUUUCACCUCAGACAGUGUCAAAAUCACAUGAUUCAGGAAUUCAGAAUACAGCGACCAAUGAACAAUCAGGUUUAAAUCAGGGUGUGGCUGUUGCAGCCAAUCAAAAAAGCUCAAAAAAGACUUCGACCAAUCAGAAAUGUAUUACGAAAUUUAGAGUGCCUUUAAACCAAUCAAAUCCCUCCACUACAAAUGAUUCAUCUCAGGGACAAAUGUCUCAGUCAUCUUCAAAAAUUCCAACCCUACCUGGUGGGAAAACUACUGAUGACUUACAGGUGCGAAGAAAUUCCCUUAAAGCUGAAUAUAGUAUUAGAAUGGGCUGUCAGUCUCCAGCCAUGCGUAACAGCCCAUCCCCAAAUCCAAACUCGAGACUUCCACAAGGUAGAGUAUCUUCUGCUCAUAGUUCAAGGUCGUCCUUAGUUUCCACUGGAGGUCAAGGCCAGUCAAGGUCACCAUCGGUUACCUCUGGCAGAUCACAGUCAGCAGGUUCUAAAAUUCCAAUGGUUUCUAAAGGUAGUGGACAGACAACUUCGAAAUUGCCCUUAGUUUCAACAGGAAAUAAAUCAAAAACAGGAAGUGAUAAGCAGAUGGCAAAAUUAAUUCCACCCAAGUCACCGAAUUUAAGGUAUUCUGGUAUUCGCACAACAUUGAAAACAGACAAAACUGUACAAAAAUCUGAAACUUCUGGUGCUAAUAAUAAAAAUAAUACUUCAGUAACUGUGCCAAAUACAAGUGCUAAUCUGAAAACUGUGUACUCAAUUAGUUCUGUUACAACUUCAAAAGUAAGCGAAGCUAAAAAGUCUGAAGGCAAUAAAAAACCAGCAAUACCUGAACGUGGAAACAAACCUGUUAACCAUCGGUCCGAAUCACAUUUUCCAAUAAUGGGUUUAACAACAUUGAGUCAAACAAGUCCAAAAAAUGAUGAAACUUCAAAUGUUUAUGCAAAUGUAUCCCAAGUGCCAAGUAGUUUUUCUUCGGUUGUCACGAGAACCGAUAUCGUUCAUCAGAACAGUGACCAAAUGGAAAGCAGUACGUUGACGCGCGGCAAAUAUUUUUAUGACUAUAGUGAUGAAGAUAGUGACUUUAAAGAGGCUGAUUUAAAGCGGCCCAUUUCUACAGAUUUUAGCGCUGCAUCAACAAUAUCAUUAGAUGAAUUGUUGGACCGAACUCUGGAAAAUAGGGACACACCAGUUGAUAGUGACUUUAGUUCAGGAUUUUUUUUAUACCCUACAACCCCAACAUCUCAGAAAGUGACUGAAAGUAAACUAGGUGCUAAUGUUAGUUGUGUUUCGUCCAGUGUUAGUGGAAAUGAACCGUAUUACUCAGUGCAGAAUAAGAGUUCAGAAAAAUCACAAAACUCUCAAUGUAAUUCUAAUGCAUCAGAGAGAGAAAUUGAGGCUAAAAAUAGACUUACGGGAAAACCGGAUAUAGUUCAAGAUACAGAAGAGUGUGAACAACGUUUGAUGCAACAAAGUUUGACAAUAUCUGAAAUACCUGGUUCAUCUAUGCCAGGAUAUCGAGCCAAACGACCCAAAUCUCUGAUUCUAGGGGCAAAAGAAAAGAAAUUUUUGUAUUGUGAAUAUGGCUCUUCGUCAAGUUCCGAUACUUCAGACGAAGAGCGUCGAUACAAAAUUUCUUACGCGAAAAAUGUUAAACAGCAGGAAAUACAAUCAAUGGUAGCAAAAAGUGUGAAAGCCGGGGAGGCAAAAGUCAUUGAAUCCCCGAAGUCGUCAAGUACAAAUAAAGAUUCUAACACAGACAAGUCUACUUCAUCUUCGGAUACUAAAAAAGGAAAAAGUUCUCAAUUACCUAAACCCGGUGCCAUGAAAAAGCCAUCCAGAAUUCCGCCACCUGUGGCAAGUAAACCUGCACAUAAAGUUUGCAUGGACUCAAAAGACGCAAAAAUACCGAGACCAAGAUCUGUUGAAAUUUGUGUUAAUACUGCAGCGUUAUCCACUCUUAAUUCUAAAACUUUUUAUCCUUAUGUACAUGACACAGGUUCUAAAGAUUUCUCAAAAUCUGAAUCUGAAACAUGCCUUAUUAAAAACUAUGACAAAAUUGAACAUUCGGAGAUGAUGUCAAACACAACUUUUGAUGAGGUCAAGGUUGAAAGGUCAGGGAGUAAGGAUGAUGGAUAUUCAACAAUGUCAAGUGAUAUACAGCCGGAGAAUCUGGAAAAAUACUCAGAUGCAUUUGAAAGUUCUACAAACAGCAAUGAUGCAAGAAAUUCAAAUUUAAGUCUCAGUUCACAAAACUCAUAUUCAAGUGAAGAUCGACUAAGUGGUCAUGGGUCAUUAGGGCGUGUGAAAGCUAUGAAAAUUAAAUUUGAAAUUGAGAAUCAGAAAUCUCCAGAGUCAUCGCCAACAAAAACUCCACCAGUAUCCCCAAAAAGGUCUCUUUUAAAAUCUCCGAAACCGGUUCUUGAACGAGUGUCGAAUAAAUACUCUGACAAUCAAUCGGUUGAAGGACAGAAUAGCAAAAUUCCGAAACCGAAAGGUCCGUUGAUAAGUCAAACGAAACCAAAAAGUGCAAUACCCUUACCUAAAACAACAACAAGUGCCAAAAAAGAUCAAGUUAUAAGUAAGAUUGAAGUAAAUAUUCAGCCAAAGUUAAAAAAGUGUGUAAAAGAGGUUAGUGAACAAGUGACAGUACAGUCACGUGUUGUUGAAAGUUCUUCUGUCUCCGUAAAAUCAUCGCCAGUUGUAACAAUGCCAUCAAAUGUGAUAAAUACUCAAAAGUUCAUAAUAAAUAACAAUAGCAAUCAGUUGCCUGUGCAACAAAACACCAUGACAACAAAACUUGUUGAAGAAUUUAAUCAAUUGAAUUACUUCCCGCCAGCAUUUGACAAAAUGGAAAUUCUUGCCGAGGGUUAUGAUAGCAAUAGCUCCCUAUCUGACCGAGCCUCAGAUUUAACGUCCCUUCAUAUUUCAGAGGACAACAUUCUCUCAGAUAUUCCAGAAGAGAAAGACGGUUAUGAAAGCUCUGUUGGAAUUCGGAGUGAAAAUACGUCCAUUUCGUCUCUUCCAGCCAUAAAUGUGAAAAAGCCUAUACAGCAGACGACACAUACCUCCACUUCCCAUCAUGCAUCAGUAAAAUACCAGUUCACAACAACGCUGAAACGUCACUGGUCAUCAAACCAAGGACUUGUGCGAGCUGUGCGGAUUGCCGAUUACGAGAAACAAAAACAAGCUAAACAGUCAGCCGAUUAUGACGAGCUGUAUGGCGGAUGUCUAAAUAUAGAAUCAUUAUUGGAGAGGUCAUCCUCAGAGUCAGAUAUGUUCACCAGGGGAGAUAAGCCUGAGGUCGUUCUGUUGCCAAGGUUACAAAGGUCAAAGAGUGCUGAACAUCUUGUGAUAGAUGAACUGGCUGUUGAGGAACGUCUGCAGAUACUUCUGAAGCAUAAUAUGAUGGAACAGAUUUCAAAGACUGUUGAAAGUGCAGAAAAAGAUGGGGAAACAUUUUCUAGUUUUGUUGAAUUGUUGGUGCAAAGAGGUCAUGUGUUGGACUCACCCUCGCCUCUUAAGGAGGCCAAAGGGUUGGAGACUCCGACAGAACUCAACAAAAUGUCUGUUUCAAACAUCUCCUCAAAGGGGCAGAACUUAAGCCCAAACUCUUUCGUUUCUGAGGGGAGACCUGAAGCAGAGUUACCUCCCAUUUGGGAAGACCAGAAGAAAUUCAACAGUCAGUUUUAUAGUCUAUGUAACACUGGAUCAAAUAGGAGCAUAUCAGAUAAGAGUGAGAUGACAAACAAAGAUACUGUUGGUUUGAAACAUGAGAACAAAAGUGCCAUUCACACAUGCCAGAAAGGUGACCAGUUUUGCAAGAAGUGUGAAGAGGAGAGAAACUUGAAUGAGUUUGACAGCAUUUCUCGACAGAUCGAAAGUCUGUCAAAAACUGUUAAUCAAUUGCACAGAAGUUUAUCUAGUCUGAACAGCGAGGAUUCGGACAGCGGUCCGGAAUCCAACGAAGGAGACAUGGGUCAGUCAAGUGCAAUUGGAAAUAAGGACAUUGACGGGUACCAGUGGGUAGAGGACGAAUUUUUCCUGUCGCCAUAUAGCGGGGAAAUCAUACUUGGUAGCUCACCUUUUUCGAAAACUGGAGCCUCGUGUGACUGGAUUAAUAAUUAUUCUGAAAACGUUGACCAGUUAGAGGAAAUUGGUGGUGAUGAAGCUCUGUUGGAAGAACCGGAUAUUGAUUUACCGGAUUUCGAAAAUACCUCGGUCAGAAAUAAGCGUAACUCCAUGCAAAAUUCUAUAAUAGCAGAUUCAUUGGAUGAAGAAGGAAAUUUUGACAGUCAUCAUUUUAUUUCGCGCCGUCUGCAGCAAGAAGAGGAAAGAAGAAGGGCCCGACUGGUGGAUGGAAGCGAAUCUGGUAUUCAUAUAACAAUGCCCGAAUUAAUGAGAUUAGAAUCUACAAUGAGUCAGGUGCUAAAGUCAAGGCCACUGCUAAAAGAAGACUUGAGGAUGACACCAGAAAAAGACUUGGAUGAUACAGAAAAAAUUUAUGACAAGAAGCAGACGGACAUGUUUGAGAAGAUGAUGUUAUACGGCGGUAGUCAGGACAGUUUGGAUGAUAAUAUCGGAGUUGACAGUGUAAUGUGUCAUCGUCUGCUUGGUGGAAAAGGUCAAAAUUUGGCUAACAAGUCACACAUACCAGCCAGACCUCCCCUUGAUUUUGGUAAGAAUCAGUUUGUGAGAUACGAUGGCCCUGAAAUUCAGGCAAUGGCUGCCUUUGACUUUUUGAAUGACAUGUCUUCCUCACAUACUUCUGACCAAUCAAAUGAUCAGAAACAGUCACAUGACCAGCUCUUCAGGAGAGAGGAGAAAAAAUAUGGUUAUCAAAAUCAAAUGAACCAAUCAACAACAUCCAAUGACUCUAGAAUCUCUCCUGUGAAGAGGCCUAGAAGAAAACUACGCCAAAGGACCAGAAAAGACCCCAAAGUGGAUAAUUACAAUCAAGGAUAUGUAAAAUCUCGAAAAUUUUCAUCAACGUCUGCUGAUGAGUCGAAUGAUGAAGAGUCAUCUCUGUCUGAUAGUAAUAGUUAUUCGUCAGAGGAGGGUAAAGGCAAUAAUGAAAACCAACAAUUAAGAAAAAAUACAAAAAUGACUUACUUGUGAAAAAGAUAUUUUCAGUAAAUUUGAAGGGGUUAUUUUAUGUUGAGAACACUAAGCAAUAUAGCAAUCUUGGCAAUAAUGCUUUGAUGAUGAGAUGAAAUCAAGCUUACAUACAUGUCAUAACGUCCCGGAUGUCCGGGAAAGUCCCGGAAAUAAGGUGUCUGUCCCGGAGAUUAUUUGUUAUGAAAUUACUUUAUUUCGAAAUUUUUGCAUUAUGGGUAAAUUCAAUAAAAAUUAACUUUUAUUGAACUUGCAGGAAUAGUAUGACAAAGGGCAGGAAAUAAUCUGUAUAUUUUUGUUAAGGAUCUUUUAGUUAGUGAUUUUGUUAAUAACUUAUUUAUUUUAGUUAUUUAUUUUGUUGUUAUGAUUUUGAUUGUAACAUGGAUAUUAUGUUCGAAGGAGAAUGCAAACUUUGUACACUGAUAGGGUAUCAAAGGCCAAUAUUAAUAAUUAUGUCAUGAAAAUUGGAAGUCCCAUAUUUGUUGUUGUUGUUUUUUUAUAACAAAAAUUUGGGAAUGAGUAUUACAUGUAUACACAGAUGUGUCCUAUACACAAGUAUUUACCACACAGUUUUGCCUUUUGCAUCUCAAACAAUUAUGUUUAAAUUUGUAAAAAGAAUUGUUUUUUGUUUUUUUUUUUUCAUUUAAAUGGUAAUAAUAAAGUGCUUAUGGUUGUUUAAUUUUUGUAUAAAUUUUUUAUGGGGGUUUGGGAAGAGUUGGGGGUGGGGUCGUGCUUAAUUAUAUAAGGCCAGAAUAGAUACAAAUUUGUCUGGGUUUUUAAGGGGGGGCAGGGGGGGGGAGAUAUGUUGAGGGUUGAGAGGGGUUUAUUUGAAAUCAAAUACAGUUGUUUAGGAUUUUAAUUGAAAAUUCUUUGAAUACAAAAGUUAUGAUAAUUGACUAUUGUAAUUUAUUGAAUGAGCAAAGAUUGGUACAAUUUGUUUAUAUCUUACUAAAGUUCUUUUACAUGCAAAGAAAGUUUAGGAUUGAAGAACAUUUGAGAUUGUGAGUCAGGUCUAAAAAAGCAACAGGAAACAGAAAUUGUUUUGUUUUUGGCCUAUGUACAAUACUGUAAUCUAUGCAAAAGAGGUGUAUUUUUAAGGUUCAUGACUAUUUUAACCUUGUAAUCAGGGAUACUAAUUAUUUCAUUUUACAUUCAUUUUUGUAUAUAGGAAAAAAAACAUUUUCGUACAAAAAGCCUGUGCUUGAUUCAACCCAUUCACUUCCAAAACAGAUGGGUAUACAAGUUGCACUCCUAGUGCUAUGUAUUUUCUUUUUUCUUACCAGACCCUUUAGGAUAUAUUUAAUCAUGAUUUUGGUCUGAGUUAAAAAAAAAAUCUCAUCUUUGUUCCAUUUCUUAGAUAAAAAAUUUUAAGUGUAUGUUUUAUAUUUUAUACACACUGGUUGCGAAGGAAGAAUACAAAGAAACCACACAUCAUCACUGGAUUAAUAUGAACAAUAUUUUAAUGAAAUAUAAUACCAGUUUUGAAUCCAUCUUGCUCUUCAUCAAUGCACUGUACAUAAAGUAAAAUAAUAAGCAUUCAUUUCCUAAUAUUGAAGAUUCCUGUAAUUACAAUGUCAAAAAUAAGUUUAAAGCUCAUAAUGUACCCUUUGAUUUUGGGUAUCAUUAUUUUGUACAUCAUUAUGUACCUUUUUGAUGUAUAUAAUUUUGAGCAUCAUAAAUUAUGUACAUCAU